UCCAAUAUGGCGGCAAACGGUGUAUGAAAGGUGCGGAAUGUUUUGAUUCGAAACGAACAAUAAGAAAAAAAUUGUUAUAAAAAAAUUCAUUCGAAACCCGAAAAAAAUGCGUAAUGGCCGGUGAAUUAACUAGGUGUGCGCUUUGAAAACAUUGGAUCGAUCCGUGUGUGCGCCGUGGUGAUAAGUGAUUUCAUUUUUGUUAAAUGAUUUGUGUAUUUUUUUGCUAAUGUGGUCGUUUGUGGUGAUAUUAGACAGUAGUUUACGCGAUAGAUAUGUCUACCGAUCCUGAUAAAGACACGGCAUGCCCAAACGCCAGUCCUAACACAAGUGAGGUGGUCAACAAUAACCGCUCACCACAAAAUGAAGAUUUUGAGAAGAAAAAAAAGAAACCAUCGCGUUCAGUGACUUUCCCUGAUGAAGACCAGUUGGUCACUCAGUACUUCGAACCAGCGAACCCUUGGCACGAUGUUCCGUCGACGACGCGCGCGCAGCUCGCGGCGGAGUACCUCGAGUCUUGUCGGAAUCACAACACGCCGCCUAUCGACUCGGUUUUGCAACAGAUACGGGAACUACCAGAAUCAUCAAUCGGCGGCGCGUCGCGUGCGCCGCGUCUGGCCCUCACGGAGUGCGCGCUGCUCGGCACGGCGCCGGCGGACGCGCUCGAGGCGCUCCUGCGCAAGGUGCAGUUCAGGAGGCUGGAGAUAGAACACGCCGCGAUGGAUGACGAGGGCGCGGAGGCGCUGUUCGACAUGAUAGAGUACUACGAGAGUGCGUCAGUGGUGUCCAUCAGCGGGCCGAGGCAGUUCGGCAUUAGGGGGUGGCAGGCGGCCUCCAGGAUGAUCAAGAAGAGCGCGUGCCUGUCGGAGCUGGAGGUGCGCGAGAGUGCGCUGGAGGAGUGUCACGCGCCGGUGCUGGCGCGCGCGCUCCGCCCGCACACGUGCCGCGUGCGCGCGCUCUGUCUGCAGCGCGCGCUGCUCUGCGGGGAGCCGCUACUGUGUCUGGUGAUAGCGCUCAAGUCGAACAGUUCAGUGCGGGAGUUGCGGCUCGGCGACAACCGUCUGUCCGCGUCGGACGCGGCGCAGCUCGGCUCGCUGCUGCGGUUCAACACCACCAUACAGCUUCUGGACCUGUCCAACAACCAGAUACAGGAUGCUGGAGUGGGUCACAUAGCGGACGCGCUAGUGGAGCAGGCUGCGCAGACGCCGCCGUCGGCCGCCACCCUCGCCCAUGUCGCCCAACAACUCCACGAGUCGCGAGGCCUAGCUUUCCUGGUCCUCUGGAACAAUCAGCUGACAAGAAACUGUGCCACACAUCUCAGCAAGGCGCUGCGUUCGUCGACGUCCCUGUGCGUGCUCAACAUCGGGCGCAACGCCGUCGGCGCCGACGUGGUGCGCGCGCUGUGUGGCGCGGCGGGCCCGGGCGCGGCGGCGGGCGCGGGGGGCGGAGCGCUCGUGUCGCUCGGGCUGCAGGCCGCCAGGCUCGGGCCCGACGCCGCGCGACCGCUCGCGGACCUGCUGCGAGCGUCUGCCACGCUGCAGAGGCUAGACCUUCGCGACAACAGGCUGGGCGGUGCGGGCCUGCAGACCAUACUGACGGCCAUGCAGGAGAACAGCACGCUCACCCAGAUCGACCUGGACGACCCUGUGGAGGAGCAGGACGUACCAGACGCGGAGGAGAGCGAGCCGGCGCAGGUGCGGCGCCUGACGCAGGCGCUGCGCGCGCGCUGCGCUCACAACGAGCGCUCCGAGCGCGGGGAGCGCGGCGAGCGGCGCGCGCAGCACCGCAAGAUCAGCCUCACCUGCAACACUGCGCACGCGCUCAAGACGCCGCUGUGUCCCGAGGAGGAGCGCCGCUCGGGCCGGCUGCGGUCGCCGGCGCCGUCGCCCGCGCCCUCGCCCGCGCCCUCGCCCUCGCCCGCCGGCAGCCCCGUGCCACACUCGCGGUUCUCCGUGACUCGAGUGACGCCGGACCGCGAGUCGUCGACGGACAGCUCCAGCCCUUCGACCCCCACGCGGCCCACGUACUGUCCCACGCCGUCGAGGUUCAAAGUGGUCCAGGUAGCCGAGCCACCGCAGAUUCAAGUCCACCCAGCUACACAACCGCGCCGCAGCACCUCGCGUUUCUCAGUGACGAGGAACUACGACAGCAUGUACAACCCGACGCACACGUCGCCGUCACCAUCACCAUCACCGUCGCCAAUACCGCACGCUGAUGGUAAACCCACGGAUGCACCGGUGAAACCGGUUGUGGUGGUACCAGCAGUGGAGAAAAGUAUUGCAGCUGUAGUGAGUACGAGUGUAAAGGGUGUUGCUGAAUCAAUACAGGAUUCUAAAUUUGAAACAUCUUGUAUACCCUUACAAGAUGUGAAAGUUGCACCAUGUAUAAAUUCAAGUGUAGGGACAAAUGAAGCACCAGCGAUUGUGAAGGAUUCUGUGAAAAAUGACGCACCAUGUAUAGUAAAGGAGGAUGUAAAAAGUGCAGCAUCUUGUAUAACAAGAUCACAGGAUACUGAAGUAAAGGUUGUACAGAGUGUAGUCAAAGAAAAUGUCCGUCAAGAUAUAGAGAAGGAAACGAAAAAAGUUGAAAAUAAUUUAGAAGUAAGUGUUAUCGCAGUGACUAAGAGUCAUCCAGACAGGCCUGGGGUCAGAAUUGUUGCAACCCCAGAGACUGUUGUACCCACCUCUGCGACACCUACUCCAGUAGAAGGGUUAAAAACAGAAAUAUCAAGAGUUGAUGUAGAAACUAGAAAAGGGUUAAUUACUAUGCCAAUAGCUGAGACAACGGCAGCUUCAAAACCAGUUCCAAUACCAACAGUUACCCCAAGUGGACUCACCCAAAGUCCUAAAAGUACAUGGUCUUUAGACGCCAAAGAAGCUAAAGACGUGGCGAGUCAAACUGUUGGUGAAACAGAGGCAAUCAUGAUUGGCAACGUCAGUGAAGUGAAACUAGCUGAUAAAAUUGAUAAAGAUGUGGCUCAAAUAGGGACCAAAGAAGUUCCACCAGAACCAUUAAAACCUACAGUACCUGAUAAGACAGCAAUAAUACCAGGACCUGGUCCGGAAAUACCCAAAUCAGCAAUAAUAGUGUCAGAAAUUAAAUCUAGACUUGAAUCGCCGUUUGAGAUUAAAGUUGGUGAGACUGAUAGUGUUAAAGACAGUUUAGUGAAGGAUAAAACUUACAGUGACGCGGUAAAGUGUUAUAAAGACAAAACAGAAGUGUCACGUAGUGAAGUGUCGAGUGGUGAUAUACUCAAAUUCGAAACUAAUCUAGUUUCGAAAAGUGUUGAGGUUAAUGACAAUCAAAAAACUGACGUUAAGAUAGAAGUAACGGUCACGAAUGAGGUUAGAAACGCGAAUGAAGAGUUCGUUAAUAUAGACGACAUAAAGAAGCAAGACACGGCGAUGAAACAGAUAGAAAUGCUGACCGAAGACUUAGGAAAUAUAAUAAAGGAGAUGCGUGAUCUAUCAACGAAGAAUAAAAAGGAUUUAGUUAGCGAAUAUGUAAAUAAAUUUGAAAAUGUACCUGCUAAUAUACGAGAUAGUGUAGUUCUUAAGAAAAAUAAAAGUGAAUCGAGUUUGGAUAGUCCAGAUUUGGAGGUAUCGCGGUUGAUGAACAAGAGGUUGACCGGAAGUCCGUUUUGUGAUAGUAGCUCGUCGCUCGAAGUGUCUGGCAGUUCUGUGGAGAGCCUUAACGACAAUACGCAGAUAAUAUCCAGACCUAUAAUCAUCCAGGAGUCUAUAGAAUCAGACACAGAGCUGGACAGAAGAAAAGCUGAUGUCAGAUUGUCUACGGAGAGCAGCAUAGAGUCGACGAGCGAGCUGACGCCGGUGAAUAACUUUUUAAAUACAUCAGUCAGUUCAAAUGAAAGCGUGUCGCCUAUUUUCGGCAAGAUAACGAAGAUUCACGAUUCGCUUUCAAGUUUGGAAGCCAGUGUCAGCUCGCUGGAAUCAGCUAGGCAGGAGAAGUUAAUGGUGACGUCAGCUGAUUCCGGAAUAGAGUAUUCUCUACAACAUCCGUCGGAGAAUAAAGAGGAUAAUUCGUCAAACGAAGGAACUCUUACAAACAACUCUAGCUUGAAAGAGACUACGAAGAAGGAGAGCUUUCCACUACAAGAGACGUUAACGUCAUCGCCGAAACGAGCAUCAAGCUUGCUCGACGUGCCAGCGCUAAAGAGUAAGGGUUUGGACCGCAUGAGGAAGAUAUCUUGGGUCCCUCCGUCGUCCAGUUUUCAUAUACCAAGACCGGAAUCCGACAGAGAUGCAAAACCCUCACAUUUAGAAAAGUUGUUGAGCCUUUUCCAGCACCCGACAAGUCUCUUUUCAAGAGGUUCUCAAAGCGAUGAUGAGAGAAAGUCCAGCUCAAACACUCCGCCAAGGAAAGACUCUUCUCUUACCAGCUCUUUCUGGUCGUGGGGAAGUACUGUAGAAAAGGACAAGGACGAUAGAGACGACAGCUCCUCCGAGGCGACAGACUCGACGCUGUCCGAGCGGGUCCAAGUCUCAUUUGUAGACGAGUCUUUUUCAAGAAAACUGGAUAGUAAAACGCCAUCAACUGACACAGAUAACACUCUCAGCGAGUUCCAAUCCUUCCCCACUCAAGUGUCAGACACAAGCGAGCCGACAGAAACGAACAAACGCAAAGUUACCGACACCACCGAUGACCAUUUAGUACAAAAAUGUUUAGUUUUAAGCUUAAAAAGUGACUCCGGCUCUAACGAUAAUAGAGCUAGUGAUGCAGAUCUCGUGAAGCCCAACGAUAUGAAUAGGAAUGUAUGUGAAAACGCCCACGCGGGCGAUAAUAAUAAGAAUUCAGGUCAAGCGACGGAUGAGGAGGUUAAGGAGGUCAGACUGGACGACUUUAAGGCUGACGUGGUAAGGCCCAGGUCGUUCGCAGCCGUACUCAAGUCUUCAGGGUCUGAAAAUUCUUUGGAGAAGCAGAAUAGUCCUGAAACAGGACAGCCUGUUGACAAAUUGCCUUGCAAAGUCAUUAGGGGUAUUAAAGAGAAUAUCAGUCCUGAAAACACAUUGACCCCUAGUAUGAGUAACACAAAAGCCUUAGCAUUCGAAUUAACUGAAAGACAAGUGAAGAACCAGCCAAUAGUAAACGCAGUGUGGGAAGUCACAGCACCGUUGUUAGACAAAGAACUCAAAACUGAUGAUAUUAAGGUGCAGAGUGAUUUAGCACCGAUAGCAACUAUAGAUGAAACUUGUGAUGAAGCGGCUGAUAAUAACAUCCAAUUGGAUUUUAUUGAUGAUGACACCAUUGAUAAAGCUGUGAUGUCACAGGAACCUAGUGAUAAGAAAAUACAAGACAUGGAAGCAGUAGAUGUAGGAAAAGAUGCUCUUUCGUACUUAAUAUUCGAAAAUCAAGAAUUCGAAACUCCAAAAGCGCAAAGCUCUCUCGCUCAGGAAUUGGAAGAGGCGGAAUUAAAGGAAAUAAUCGAUUUAUCGCCAGAAUUGAUAAUCGAUGAAGCAGUUGAAGUGCCAGAGGUCUUUACAGCGAAAGAAAUAAUAGGACUUAAGACCUCUCCCGUGAUACCCGAGAGAGCUAAGCUAAAGAAAUCGAAUUCGUUAGAAGACUUAUCGCAGUUGAGUAACGAAGGCGAGAAGGCCAGUCCAAAGCCGAAAAUGAUUGUGUUCAAAGUGCCCGAAAGCACUACGCCGCGCGAUAUACCCGAAAGACGAACGAAACUGCGCACCAGAAGUGGCUCUAGUCCGAAAUCCUUGCCAGAAAGUUUGAACAAGCCAUGUCCGUUGGCAAAAAUGGACUCUAUUUUGUCUAAAAAAAAGAAGAAAGUCUCUUCCUUGGGCAAGAUGGCCCGUGAUUCGUUAUUAGCAUUGAAUAUGAGCGAAGAAGAGAUUGCCGAGUUUCGCAGAUCUUAUAAAUUGACUUCGGUAGAGAGUUUGCGAAGUUUGGAAUCGGUUUCCGAAGAUGCGAAUUCUCAGAGCGGAAAUUCCGUCGACUCUAGAUGUAGAGCGUGUCUUAGGACGUCGCAAGAGAGUCUAAUAUCGCUUGAUUCCAUCACCGAGGAUUGCCAUUGCGGCGAGAAACCGAGCAGGUCGGCUAGAUAAACUUAUUGCGUACGCAUUGAUUAUGGAUCACCGGUGAUACAUGUUUUAAUAAUACGUGAUAUACAUAUUUAUACAAAUGACUCACCGGUGACUCACAUAUGUUUAGGAGUCACCGGUGAUCAUAAAUCGGCUUUAUUAUUGGUAUAAUGACACAAAUCGUAUACAAUUGUGUAUCACACGGGGACCUUUUUUGCAAUUUAUUUAUAAAAUAUCAACUUAUUUGGCGUUUUGGCAUUUUUUGUUACUUUAUCAAUGUAUAUAGAUUGCAUAAUAUUUAACAGUACCAACAAAAUAAUUUAUAUUUUAUAUUACAUCCAAUAUUUAACUAUAUAGAAAAAUAUGGUGAAUUAAACACCACCUUUUUUGGAGUUGGUUAAAGAGGAAGGGAAUUAUACUAGAAUUCGAAAGGUACAUUAAUAUGUGCAUAAAAAGUGUUGCCUUCAUCGUGGGUAAAAUAAAAAUACAAUUGACAAAAACACUUUAAUCAAAGUGAAUAUGUUUGUUGCUAUCAUGUAGCAAGGUUUAUUUAUUAAACUCACGUUUAAGUAAAUUCUCAAGUAGACAUUUUUGAGAUUAUUUUGGGGAACAAAUGAUUGAUCAAGUUCAUCAUUGUAAAGAUUAUAGGCAUUACCUAAGCUACCCACGAGAAGUUCAUCAUUGAAAUGAUUAUAAGUAUUACUUAAGCUGCCAGCCACGAGGUAGACAGAUGACCUACUAAAAUCGCAAGAGGUAGCUGGAUACGGGUCGCUUCCAAUAGAUCGAUCUGGAAAUCUUUGGAGGCCCAUGUUCAGUGGACAUCCUGCGAUCGAUGAUUACCCAAGCUCGGGCCACAAUAAUGUUAAAUCGCUCAUUAUUUAUAUAGAAUUUGGUACUCCUUUUUAAGCACUGCGCGUAUUGUGAAGUGAGAUUUCGCAUAAAGUUCAUGUAGAGUGCAGUAAGAUUAACCCCCUUAUUCAAAGACGUAUCUAAAGACGGAGCAUUGCUGUGAUAACAAGUUUCUCAGCUUUGUUUAUCUGACAGCCAACUAGAUUCAAGUUGUAUCUCAAUAUUAGCCAAUCACAACGGCCCUAUGUCUACGCACACACAAUGUUCACAAGUAAUCUAUCCACGAAUAUUUAUCUGGUUUUGAUAGUGAAGAACUAAAAUGUUGGUUUGACUUCACCUAUCAAUGUAGGCAGAUAUUUUUAGAAGCUCAGAGACUGUUACAUAAUAACUUGCAUAUUCUGGGGAAUAUGGUAGAAAUUUAACUGCAGGGGUCCACGCGAAUAAAUUUUUUUUAGAUUCGCCAUUAGCAAAAACAUUGUAAAGACUCGAAUUGUUUUUUUUUUAUGUACGGUACGGCAAGGUGACGCCACUGCACCUGAUGAUAAGUGGAGUGGGGUUCAAUAUGUCGACUGACGAGAGAUAAUUUCCCGUCGGCAGUCGACAUAAUUAUGCCUGUUGGAAUCAGAUAUACACAGGCUGAUAUCGGAACGCGACACACAUGGGCCACUAUGGCGGGUUUUAACACCUUGUGUACGGUGGUUGCUAUAGGAUAUUGUAUACACACACUGCAUAUAAAUGACAAUUUUUUGGCUUACUAAUACAAGGUCCUAUGGUAAUUUUGUACUUAUGUAGAUAAGUUUAUGAUUAAAAUUUUCAUAUUGGUAAAAAAUUUAAAUAACAAUAUCAUGUCCAUUUGUUUAUCAUUCGGGUUUUGUUGGAAAUUUUUACCAUAACAAACAAUAGAAUUAUAUGUUAUAUAUAAUUCGAUUUGUGUAAAAUUUAUAUAAUAUAGUACCUUGUAAUAGGGAGCCAGCGAAAUACUCUCUUUUUCAUACUGGUUUAAAUACGUCAUCUCUUACAAACACAAAAAAUCUGUAUGUGUGCAUAGGGAACACUGUUUUGUUUGAAUAUUAUUGGACUGCAUACUUUUCGUUGCGAUUCAUGCGAUAAUUAAUGCCAUUAGCCAUUAAUGUGGCCCGAGAGUGAGUAUUUAUCAUUUGUAUUCUGCUAAAGUUGAUUAGGUGAUGGUUUCCAUAUUUUAGUGUUUUUUAAAGUUGUGAGUCACCGGUGAUACACAUUGUAAACGAACGUGUCAAGUUUUAAAAUUGGUACUGGAAAUUGAAAAAAAUCAAAAAAAAUAUUAUAAAGUUUUUUUUUCAUUUUGAUGUAAGCAUAGAUAAUUUGAGACAUAUUGACACGGUUUAGAUCGAAAAAAAAAACAAAAUUGAAAAAUGAUUCGUCUAUAUAUCGGGCUAUUGAAAAAUAUACUCGUUAAAAACUACCCCUACAUACAAACAUAGUAUCACGUCUCUAUCUCAUACGGGUAGGCAGAGACUAUGCUUUGCACGAUUCUGGCAUACUUCUCUUGCUUCACCUUCAUCAAUUUCAUGCAUUCUCGCCGGUUCAGGGUACUUUUGACCUGGCCUUUACUAAGAAUGCCAUCAGACAUUCGAAGGAUCGGUGCAGUCAACACCUUGUAAAGGGCAACGAGGAUUUCCCAUUAUAAUAAUAUUACAGCCCUUUAUACACUGUCCCACUGUUGGGCUUCUUCUGAGAGGGUCUAAGCUAGUCCACCACGCUGUAGUGCGGGCAGACUUCACAUACCCUUAAAAUUCUUUGGAGAAUUCUAAGGUAUGCUUUAAUUUUACUUUGAUCGUACUAAUAUUUUUUUCAAUUUCCAGUACUAUUUUUUGUCAAUGUAACGAAGAAUAUUUUGAUUGUCAUUAUGUUUUAAGGAAUGUUUUUUAGGUGACUUAAUAGUGUAUUGCAUUGUUUGAUUUUAUACAUAAUUAUAUAAACAUCACUAAAAAGUUGAAAACGGUUAAAAAUUCAGUAAUUCCUAAUUUAAAUAUCGGUAUGAUGUGGUUUACGCGAAAGCUUAGCUUGCUGUUUUCCUCGCACGCGCGCAUAUAAUGCGGGUGACGUCAUAUUAAAGAUCGUUUGUCUUUUUUAUCAUUUGAAUAUUUUUGGGACGCGAUCAUUCCGAUCUACUAAACAAAACUUUUUGUAAAAAAAAAGUUUUUUUCGGUUUGUUAUGAAUUAUUUGGCAAAAUUUUUUUUUUGUUGAAACAGAACAUAAUGAUUUGUUUUCUAUUUGCUAUAAGAUUCUUACUAGAAGUUUUUGUUUAUUGUUUUUCGAAAUAUAGACCAGAAGCUGUUUUAGUGUCGAAGCCAUACAUAUAAUAUAUUUUGAAAUUGACAUAUAUGUCGCUUCAAAAUUAAAAACAAUCCUUAAAACAUUGUGACAAUCAAAAAACCCAAAAACUUAAAUGUGUUAAAAUUAUCUUAUAUUAAGUAAAGUGGACUUUUGAAUGCCUUGCUUUAAUUUCAAUCGUAUUUGAAUUAACCAAAUGAUUCAAUACAUUCGCUUCAAAGCAAUGUUUCAACUGCGACAAAAAAUCGCAGGUUGCGAUUGUGGAAUCGCGCGAAUUUCUCACCCAAUCUUUUGAUUGUAACUUAUUUUUUUUUUGUGACUGUUGAUAUCCACGACGUAACAACUGGUAGCUUAGUUGAAUUUAGCAAGUUUUGUAGGUUAAAUUAAAAAUGACAAAGUCGGUUUAACUAUUGUGAAUUAUUAUUAACAUCUCAAAUUUUAUAUUGAGCUGAGGAUUCUAGUAAUGUUGCCAUUCUUCAUGGAUGUGACGUCAUUAUUGUUGUUUUAAAAAUAUCACGUAAUUUAACAGCUUAUGCUAUCGCUAACCACGAAUAUGAACGUCAAGUAUAGUUUUUAUAUUUUGAAUUUUAUUUUGAUAAAUUUAGCGUUUAUAUUUCCUUGAUACGAAACGUGAUUGAUAGUCAUUGAAAUAUGAACGCUAAGUUUAUUAGGUUAAAACUAUUUUUAGCAUAAAGUAUGUGCGAUAUCCAUUCAAUAGUCCACUAUACUAUAAUCAAGGGCCGCAUAACCGAUGCGAUUUUAUUGUGAUCUCAAAACGUUGUCGACUUUUAGUCGACCGGUGUACAUUACGGACUGAGAAGUUGUUUUUUUUUAAUGUAUGUAAUUAACGCGCGUUCUUAAAAAUCAUUAACGUGUAACAAAUUGUAAGGUGUCUUUUUUGGAAUUGUCUUCGAAUAAUGCUAUAAAUUAAUUGAAAUUAAAAAAAAAUACGGACUUUUGUACUGUACUUGUAUAGAAACAAUGGAAAAAAAAUAAUAUUAAUUAUAAUAUGUACAGAUAAUCGUUUGAAAGAUUCAUGUUCAGAACUUUAUAAUAGUUAAGGCGUUUCGGCGGAGCUUGCGACUGCCGGCCGACUUUUAGUCGCAGCGAUUAUUAGUCGUGCGACUAAAAUUCGCCGCGGCCAUUGUUAACCCGCGUCUAUGUAUUAAAUUCAAAAACUAUAUAAAAGCUAAUUAAGUGUUAAAACAAAUCAUAGAAGUCGAUUUAUCGAAUUGAUAUUUUGUUUUUUUUUUUUUAUUGUCUGAUGCAUUGGAAACAUAAGUUUUAAAUAUCAAUUUUAUUUUUGCAUUUAGGUCCAAUUAUCGCGAGGACAUGAAAUAGUACAAUAUUUUUCCUAAAACGAAAACACAUCUUUCAGAACUGCAUUAUAGAACUAAUCUGCACUUAUUAAAAUCUACUUGGUUUUGGUUUUUAGAAAUUCAGGUAGUAUUAGAGCAUUUCUUUUAUACGGGCUAGACAAAGUGACUGCACCUGAUGGUAAGUGGAGUGGGGUCCAAUAGAAUGUCGACUGCGAAAGAUUACCCCUCAGUCGACACAAUUAUGCCUGUUGGAACAUGAUAUACACAGACUGAUCCCGGAACGCGACACACGUGGGCCACUAUGGCGGGUUUUAACACCUUGUGUACGGUCGCUAUCCGGGCGGAUAUAAAAUAUAUCCUACCACCAGCAAAUUUUGUCUAAUGAUGAAUUUUUAAAACCUUUGACUAUCACAUCUUCCAAGAUAUUUAACUAGUUUCAUGUACAUUAUAGUAAUUUUUUUGUAUUACGUUUAAAUUAUACUAGAGAAUUUAAUUUUGUGCAGUUCUUCAUUAAACUAUUGUCAUAGAAAAACAACCUUUUUCGCAAUUAUAUCUUUAUGUAAUUAAGGAUUUCGUUUGAAAAAUAAAAAUGCUUCCAAUGUCAGUCCGCGCGUCUUAGUACAUUGUUGUCUUAUGACUACACUCUAGAGACUAAAUGACUCAGUUUCUCGUAGAUCAGAGACGGGAUUAUGAUAGAAAACUCUCGUUUGCGAGCUGCUACUCCAUACUUGUUCUUACGAUUCGUUGCGUUACUUAUGUUUUAGCAAAUAGAAGCGAAUUUCGCAUGAUACAAAUUUAGUAAACGAGAUUUAUCUAAAAUAUUCACACAAGCAAAUAGUGCAAUUAUAAUUUGUAGUCUUUUGGCUAUAUUCAUUCAUUGUAGUCAAAUGACUACACUGAUUAUACAAUGUAGUCUUAAGACAACGCUUAUUAGGUAGUCUUUAAAUCCAAAUAAUAGAAAAUUUUUAGUUAUAUGUUUUAUUAUUUAUUUUAGUAAUAUUAAAGUAAAAUUGAUAUUUAAAACUCCAUCAUACGUAGUGUAUUUAUAAAUUAUGUAUUUUUUUUUACACGAAAUGUGUUUGACCAGUUUUAAAAUAAGAUGUGAACUGUGAAGUUAUGCUUCCGUUUAGGUUUUUGGCGAAUUUAUUGUUCUGUCUGCUACGUGAGGGACAUAGCGUGAAGUUGUGUCGGUAGAUAGGUUUAAGGGAUCAAUGGAUCUUCCGAUCUGAGAAUGAACCAAUCAAAAUCGUCCGUCAAACAUGCUUUGAUCUGAUAGGUCAA
This is a messenger RNA of Manduca sexta (tobacco hornworm), 11810 nucleotides long. RefSeq lists its product as uncharacterized. Gene Ontology annotation, cellular component: perinuclear region of cytoplasm; nucleus; cytosol. Bases 273 to 6071 code for a protein of 1932 amino acids. The transcript has 14 exons. The record is from RefSeq and is a predicted model, not a curated record. Gene Ontology annotation, molecular function: GTPase activator activity; small GTPase binding. Gene Ontology annotation, biological process: nucleocytoplasmic transport; activation of GTPase activity. NCBI's taxonomy places the organism in Eukaryota, Metazoa, Arthropoda, Insecta, Lepidoptera, Sphingidae.